Molecule: messenger RNA, 747 nt
Organism: Paramecium sonneborni
Lineage: Eukaryota; Ciliophora; Oligohymenophorea; Peniculida; Parameciidae
Source: the annotation of a GenBank genome assembly
AUGGAGUAAAUUGUUAAUGGAGUUCUUACUUUAAUUAUUGUUUCUCAAAAAAUUUUUCAGAUUAUACAAACUAAUCUGAGUGUGAAAAUGAUUAUGGUUAUUAUUAUGUAUCCACGAGAUGACACAGGUUUAUUAGAGAAUCAAUGUAUUGUUUUUAAUUAAAAAUGCUUUUGGGAUGGCACUCAAGGUUAAACUGUUAGCGAUUGUAGUGGAUAUCUCUCAGAUUUUUUGUGUUUAAAUACAAAUAAUACAAAUGGAAUACCUUGUUUUUGGGAUGUUGUAAAUACUAAAUGUAUAGAAAAAACCUAUGAGAAUAAGCCAACAAGCUCAUCAUCACAAUUAGAUUAUGAUAACUAGCUUAAAUUUGCUAAUUCGACAUUUAACAAUAAUUCAUGUGUUGAAGAUUGUACUUAGGCUGUAAUUACAAAUAUUACUCAUGAAUAAUUUGAAAAAUACUAUUUAAAUAAAAGUUGCACACUCAAAGUGGAUAUAAUAUAAUUUAAUGUGUGGAUCUUCCACAUUCAUGUUCUUUUACGAAAAAAUCUUAAUUUUAUCAAGAGAUAUGGAAAAUUAUGCUACUUUUAAGCUUCAUCAAAUUAGUGUGUUGAUUUAAAAUGUAUUAAUAUAUACAACUCAUAAUUAAUGCAAUUAAAAAUUAAAGACUUGGACAAUAAAUACAACAUUAAAUGGUUGCUAAUUGUUAGAUAAUUGUAAUAAUUAUUUAAAUAAAGCAUAAUGCUAAAUUGA